Messenger RNA from Thunnus maccoyii (southern bluefin tuna), 8432 nucleotides. RefSeq names its product contactin associated protein 1 (gene cntnap1). The record is from RefSeq and is a predicted model, not a curated record. The transcript is spliced from 24 exons. NCBI's taxonomy places the organism in Eukaryota, Metazoa, Chordata, Actinopteri, Scombriformes, Scombridae. The coding region runs from base 168 to 4094 and encodes 1308 amino acids.
GCAACCAAUGCGCGUCCCCGCCCCGGUGGAGGCUGUCCGAGAUCCCGGGAAGAGGAGUUGGAGCCGUGCGAGUUAAAGUUGGGCUAAAGGGGGGUGAGAGGAUGCUGCAGAACAAUCUACGAUCUAAUUAACAUAGCCUAUGCGGAGAAACGUGUCCUAAGUGAAGGAUGACUUGCAAAAUACUGAGCAUAUGCCUCUUAUUUUUGGGUUUUCAACAUUGCUCAUCACGAGAAUGUGUUGAUCCGCUGGUCUCUGGGCUCUAUGCCUCCUCCUUCCUGGCCUCCUCCCGAUAUAACUUUCUGUACUCUGCCAACUUUGCCAAAUUGUAUGGCAGCAGUGGCUGGUCCCCAUCCCCUAGGGACAGACAGCCAUGGCUACAGGUAGACCUGGGCAGGAAGUACAGACUGGUGGCCAUUGCCACUCAGGGAACCUUCAACUCAUAUGACUGGGUCACCAAAUACACCCUCCUCUAUGGAGACAGACCAGACUCCUGGACGCCGUACAUCAUGAGAGGAGGCAACUCUACGCUGCCUGCAAACUGGAAUGAUUAUCAGGUGAAGAGGAAUGUCUUCCAUUACGCCUUUACUGCUAAACACAUUCGUCUGCUGCCUCUGGCGUGGAACACAGAGAAUGGAGGGAAGAUCGGUGUGAGGCUGGAGCUGUUUGGUUGCCCUUAUGAUUCCUAUGUCCUACAGUACAACGGGGAUGACUCAGUGGUCUACGUUUACCCAGAAAUGAAGUCCCGCACACUGCACGACCACAUCGCCAUUAACUUCAAGACUCUGGAGCAGGAUGGUCUGCUGUUACACAGUGAAGGGGUUCAGGGAGACCUCUUCACUUUGGAGCUGAAGAGAGGCCGUCUUUACUUGCACAUCAGCCUUGGAAGCAGCGUCAUACACAAAGUUGAUGGUCGAACUACAUUAACUGCUGGCAGCCUUCUUGAUAACCUACACUGGCAUUAUGUCACCAUCAAGCGCUAUGGUCGACAGGUGAACUUCACAGUGGACAGUCAGACAGUAACAGCCAUCUGCAAUGGAGAGUUUACCCACCUGGAUCUGGAUAAUCAGUUGUAUGUAGGAGGAGUAAUAGAGGAAAACUUCCCUCACCUCCCCACCACGCCAAAUUUCCGGGGCUGCCUGGAGAAUGUCUUCAUCAACGGCGUCAACAUCAUUGACAAGACUCAGAGAAAAGAACCUGACAUCCGCAUACCGCGAAAAAAAAAGAUGCAUUUUGCCUGCCGUGACAUUCUUCUCAAACCGAUGACCUUUGCUGGGCCCAACAACUACCUCCAGGUGCCGGGCUUCUUCAGGAAGCCUCGAAUGUUUGUCAAGUUUAAGUUCCGCUCCUGGGACUACACGGGGCUCCUAAUGUUCACUCGCUUUGCCGAUGACCUGGGUGCACUUGAGCUGGGCCUGAGUGAGGGACAGAUUAACGUCACUAUAUUUCAGCCUGGCAAGAAGAAACUCCAGUUCGCUGCAGGAUACAGGCUUAAUGAUGGCUACUGGCAUACGGUGGAUUUGGCAGCCAGAGAUAAUCUGCUGACUCUCACAAUCGACGAGGAGGAGGGCUCCCCGCUUAAGAUCACCAACCCUUUCACAAUUCGAACAGGGGAUCGCUACUUUUUUGGGGGUUGUCCGAAAACCAAUAACACUAUAAGGAAGUGUGAGACCAAGCUGAAUCGCUUCCAUGGUUGCAUGCAGCAUAUCUUCAUCGACAAUGAACAGCUUGAUAUCGACAUUAUUCUGCAACGACAGUGGGGACGCUAUGCUGAGCUGUUGUUAGGCACCUGUGGCAUCACUGACAGAUGCUCUCCAAAUCCAUGUGAACAUGAAGGCAGAUGCAUCCAGUCCUGGGAUGACUUUAUCUGUCUGUGUGAGAACACAGGCUACAAAGGAGAAGUGUGUCACAUGUCGGUUUAUAAAGAGUCAUGUGAAGCCUACAGACUCAGCGGCAAGUAUUGGUCCGGGAACUACACCAUCGAUCCUGAUCUCAGUGGACCGCUGAAACCAUUCGAGGUGUACUGCAAAAUGAAGUCGUACAAAGCUUGGACAGUGAUUAUGCAUGACCGUGUGGAGGGUACCAAGGUGACUGGGAGUUCAAUAAACCAGCCGUACAUAGGAAAUGUCAACUACUGGAAUGCCUCCUGGGAUGAAGUCACUGCCCUAGCAAACACCUCCAUGUACUGUGAGCAGUGGAUCGACUACUCCUGCUAUAAGUCCCGUCUCCUCAACACCCCCAAUGGAAGACCUUUUGGUUACUGGAUUGGUCGUAACAAUCAGAGUCACUAUUACUGGGGUGGAACCUUCAGAGAGGUCCAAAAGUGUGGCUGCGCAGUCAACCAAACCUGCACUGACCCGAGAUUUCAAUGCAACUGUGAUGCCGACUAUAGACAAUGGUACUCAGAUAAGGGCUACUUGGACUUUAGAGACCAUCUGCCUGUGAGGAAGGUGGUGGUUGGGGACACCAACAGAACCGGCUCAGAAGCACACUUCACAGUUGGACCCCUGCGCUGUCAUGGCGACAGAAACAUCUGGAACACCAUAUCCUUCACCAAACCCACUUACAUAACCUUCCCAACCUUCAAGCCUGGCUCCAGUGCUGACAUCUCCUUCCACUUCAAAACCUAUCGUCCCUACUGCGUCUUCUUGGAGAGCUCUGAUGACCACCUUCGAAACUUUAUACGGAUAGAGCUCAAUAGCACCCAUAACCUUAUGUUUAUAUUUAUGGUUGGAGAUGGCAUCAUUAAUGUGACCCUAAACUCCCCCGUGCCACUCAAUGACAAUGAGUGGCACUUUGUCCAGGCUGAGAUUAAUGUGAAGCUGGCCCGCAUUAAGGUUGAUUAUCAGCCUUGGGCUGUCAAACGUUUCCCAGGUCAGACCUUUGUCACCAUGAAGUUUACAAAUCCUCUGCUUGUAGGCGCAGCCAACAAGACCCACAGACCUUUCUUGGGGUGUCUUCGAGGGUUACGGAUGAAUGGUGUUCCUCUGGAUCUAGAGGGAAAAGUAAAUGAAGAACAAGGUAUAAGGAGGAACUGUACUGGACAAUGUCUCAAUGCUACCAUACCAUGUCGAAACAGUGGCCAGUGUAUUGAAGGCUAUGCUUCCUACACUUGUGACUGUAACAACACAGCCUUUGAUGGUUUCUAUUGCCAUAAAGACAUUGGAGCCUACUUUGAGAUUGGCUCGUGGCUGAGGUACAACAUACGAAAAAAGCCCAUAUCAGACGAAGCAGCAUGGGCCAACUGGAUCGACCCGCAUUAUGACAACUUCAGCCUUGGCUACAAUGACACAGCAGAUGACAUAGAGUUCAGUUUCAGCACCGUUCACACGCCAGCUGUGUUGCUCUACAUCAGCUCCUUCGUCCAAGACUACAUCGCUAUCAUCCUCAAGACUGAUGGUAGCGUAGAUCUGAGGUAUAAGCUGGGACUCAUAACACACAAGUACCAGCUGACUCACCGAAACCUGGCAGAUGGAUACCCCCACUAUGUCAACAUAACCAGACACAACAGAACCAUCAAAACACAGGUGGAUUACAUGGAGCCCAUAGUGGAAAAGAUAACCUUAGUGGAGGAUGCCAGGUUUGACUCUCCAAAGUCCAUGUUCAUGGGCAGAGUGAUGGAGGUCGGUGACAUUGACUAUGAGAUCCAGAGGCAUAACGCUCCAGGCUUCAUAGGCUGCAUAUCCGGAGUGAGAUACAACGUCUACGCCCCUCUUAAGGCCUUCUUCCGUCCAAAUGAAACUGACCCUCCGGUGACGACACAAGGCUACGUCUCUGAAUCCAACUGUGGCGCCUUCCCUCCUGUCCUGGGUUAUGUACCAUGGGAGGCAGAUCCUUGGUUUACCGGCAUAGAGUAUUUAUAUAUCCAUGAUGACCUAGGGCUGUUUUGGAUAACAGUCAUUGUCAUCCUGGCUUUGCUGCUGCUCUUUGGAGGCCUGUACAGCAUCUACGUUUAUACGUACCAACAGAAAGGCAGCUACCGCACCAAUGAACCUAAGAACCUGGAGUCACCGAGCAGCUCCAGGCCGCUGACCGAGACCCUGAGGAGAGAAAAGAAGAGGCUCCCAGAAAUUGAAGAGGAGUUCAGGAGGGACUAACAUCACAGGACCUAUGGGACAGUGGGCGGGGUUUGACUGUGGGCCAGGGAGAGAGAAACAGCAUUUACAACAACCAGAGAUACCUGUAUUAAGUUUUCUAAUUCUUUCAGGUUUUUUUUGUUUUCUUUUUUUUUGGCUGGACCGCAACAGCAGGGCCAGCCCUAUAAACACAAAAGUCCGUGACCAAGUGACUGACUGACUGACUGACUGACUGACUGACUGACUGACUGAGUGAUGAAGUUACACCAUUGGUCAGCUGCAUGCUGCCGCUUCCUGUAUCCAUUUCAAAUGAAAGUCCCUCUAGUGUUUCAUACAUGGUCCAGACAUAUACUAGGUUUUGACCGGGUCUUGUUCAUGGCUGGACCAGCCCUAUAAAUGUGAAUGUUUGGCCCUUCGGUCGACCAAUCAUGUAACUUCAUCAUUGCCUCGGCAAGUAGGUCUUAUCUGCAGACUCGCAGUAUCACCCACUUGGUUCAGUUUAGGCAUGAGCAGUGAGAUGUUUAAGGGUCGGGGGUGGGGUGUGUCGUCAUGGUGACAACAUGGAGGGUGUGUGUUGUGUAGUAAAGUGGGCGUGUCAUGUAGAAAAGUGGGUGUGUCGUGUAGGUCAGCAAGACUGCAGAUAGACCCUUCUCCAGGUGUCCCCACAUGUCGCCACUUCCUGUAUCCGUCGUCUCAAAUUAAAAGCUCUCUAGCGUUGCAUACAUGGUCCAGCCAUAUACUAGGUUUUGACCUAGUCUUGUUCAUGGCUGGACCAGCCCUAUAAAUGUGAAUGUUUGGCCCUUCGGUCGACCAAUCAUGUAACUUCAUCAUUGCCUCAGCAAGUAGGUCUUAUCUGCAGACUUGCAGUAUCACCCACUUGGUUCAGUUUAGGCAUGAACUGUGAGAUGUUUAGGGGUCGGAGGUGGGAUGUGUCGUUAUGGUGACAACAUGGAGGAUGUGUGUUGUGUAUUAAAGUGGGCGUGUCAUGUAGAAAAGUGGGUGUGUCGUGUAGGUCAGCAAGACUGCAGAUAGACCCUUCUCCAGGUGUCCCCACAUGUCGCCACUUCUUGCAUCCGUCGUCUCAAAAUAAAAGCUCUCUAGCGUUGCAUACGCGGUCUAGCCAUAUACAAGGGUUCAGUUUACUUUUGUUACAUUUUGCUUUGUGUUUCUUUCCCCGGUUGAGUGGGAUCUGAUGCCUGGUGCUCUACAUAGUAUGUAUUUUUGGUAAGUUCUAGUUUUGCUGGAUUCAAAGUUCAAAUCAAGCUCCAUGUUGCGUGAGUAGCCAACAAGUCUCACACUGUAUUGCAGGGUGAAAUACUGAAGUGCCUCAUCUGAGCAAGCUUGAUCUAAAGUAACCAUAAUAGCUUAUUCAGAUAGGGUUUAGAUUAGACACUGUGGGAACAGAAUUUUAAGGGAUGUUUAAUUACAGUUGGAACAUCAGUUUGAAGUAUUCAGGCUUUUAUUUUUUUUCCUGAGCCACUUUUGGGACUGAUUAAAGCUACCAAUAUCUUACUGUACUGGAUGUAUUGCCAUCCAGAAUAUACCUUUUGAAGACAAUCUCUCAUGGAGCCAUUUUUAACACCAUAGCUCACAAUCUGUCUCGAGUUAGAGCACAUCUAAGCGCUGGUGAACCAGUGCAGUGAAAAUCCAGAUUGCAGAAGAAAAAAAAAAAGGUAUUCAUGGAUAAAAACAACAAAAUGAAGAGAGAAUACACCGACAAGCAUGGAGCUUUGAGAUGUUAAGCUUUGAGAUGAUACAUAUAAAGAUUGUAAGAGGUAUAUACGCUUAUAUUUGUUGUAUUGCAGCCUAUAACAGUGCAUUACCUAUACAGAAUGGCACAUAUAAGUGGUUCAGAAUUGCAGUAGAUAGCAGCUUUGCCAAUCACAGUAUGCUCAGAUUCCUAACACAUUCUAAACCACGGGGCUUCAGAAAUAAGAGUGUGAUGAUAAUGAAGAUACCGUACCUCUAGUUGUGAGAGCUAACAGUUGGUGUUGUAAUACAAGAGGAUGACUGUUGGUGUACUGCAGAAUCAAAAUAAAAGUUGAGGUGAUGAAGCUUGCCAGGGACAGGGUGACCUAAAUACCCAAGUUCUUAUUCCAUCUGUCUUACUUCUGGUCGCUUAUACUGUAUUAUGGUCAAGCUGCCAAUAGCUUGGUGCUAAAGAGUGUUUUUCACUCAGCGGGUAUCUUCAGUAUGCGGCAGUGUUACAGCAAGAUCAGACUUCUCAACCCUUUCAUCCCCGAAUUAUAAGAAUCUUUCAAGAAAUAGCUGCUCCCUAUGGUCAAGUGGAGAAGCGUAUAUAUAAACACACAUGCACACACACAAUUAUGUACAGAGGACCACAAGAGUGUAAAUGCUAAUAUUUUACUUCAAACUCACACUGCUUGAAUAUUUUUGCAUUUGCUGUAGGACAGUAGCUGACCACGCUGUCAUUAUUGCUGCUGCUUGUUUAGCUGCUUUCUGUGGAAAGUUUAAAAAUUCUACCUAUAGUCCAAUGAAAAUUUCUUCUCUGGCAAGAUGAAAUUUCGUUUGAUGUGUGGUGUAACCAAAGCUUAGAGCGUUCAUCACUCACUGCAGCUCUCCUCAAUACUAAAGCACUGUUGUGUAUGUGGAAAAAAAUAAGCAAAACAUUUGCUACAUAUUUGCUAUGCAUAUGUAGAGCAUGAGCGCACUUUGCAGUAAAAUGCAAUAAUAUGAGCUUCUUUCAACCACCAGUGAUGUUAAUGUCUCAGUUUAAUUUGCAGGUUCACAAUAGCAAGUAGGAUGUAAUGAGUGUAUACAUGAAUAUAUAUGAAUAAUGUGUUAAACGACUUUUUUAUUCCUAUGGUUUAUACAAAACUGAGUGCUUUGAAUGUAAUCCUUUGACUCUGUAAUGUAUGAGCAGAUGCUACAGUGAAGACUUGCUCUUAUGUUUUCAUUGCAGGCUGCUUAGCACUGAAAGUAAAAUUAUUCAUGGUAGCUUUUUAGAAUGCUCAGGAUAAAGAAAGUACAGUACUUGAUCUCUGUAGCUCUCAUACACCUCCAAAACCCAACUGUGUUGGUUUCCUCCGUUGCAGAUGGACAGGACUGUGCGAAAUUGUACAGUGAAAGCAUGUACAGUAGAUGUAAAAACUGUACAGAUUUGGCCAAAAAGUGGCAUUUACAGGCUAUAUUUUUAAGAAUGUGCAGUAAUAAGAUGAAUGAAAAUGAAAAAGUGAGCAAGCAAGGGGAAAUUGUUGGUUGUUGUGAUGAGUACAAAGAAUAGUGUGUGUUUUUAUUAAAUGGACAAUCACCACUCAAGGCUCAUAUUUGACACAAGCCAACAAACUUGGGUCAAAUAUGCUUUGUUGCCUAUUAGGAAAGAGUCGAUUUAUGUAUUAUAUAAAUGUAUACACCCUUACUGUAUUCAAUGGUAAAUGUACUAUAAAUACUCGGCCUAGCAGUGUCACUUUAAUGCCAUUCACUAGUUAUUUCAUGCGUGGUCCCUGGAGCGUGUGUAUGUGUGACUGACCGGAUGUUUAAAUGUUUGUGAAUUCAUAGUUUGCCCACAAAGAUACAGCCUACCGAUGUUAAAAACAAACAUGUGCACUGAUGCCAACUAUUCCAACUCACUUAUUUUAGUGCACCAACAGUAGUACAGUGUGACAGAAACAAGGCCUGGGCAUAGUUUAGAGUGGCUCCUCCAUUUUCAGGCAUCAGGCGUCUGUAUUGGACAUUUCAAGCACAGUGGAGAAGUGCGGAACUGAUCCUGAAGUGUCCACCCUGCAUCCUGAUGAUGGAGGCGAGGAUGUGGGUGAAAGGGAUUAAGAUAAAAUGCCCACUAGAUGGAGUAGGCCAGCAGCAUGUUGUUAGCUCAGACAGGGUAUCUGCUGAUUUCACAAAAUGAGACUUUUUUUUUUUAAAUGCCGUUUAAUCCUUCCUGGAGUUAACUAAAAAAAAAACAAAAAUGAAGCAUAUUUAAAGGGCCAUACAGUUAAAUUAAGAUCAGUUAAAAAAAAAAUCCUGAUUUGCAAGUAAUUCUGUUCUGUGUUCCAUUAACACUUAUUAUAGAGAUUUUAAUACCUAUAAAGGCCUUAUAACAUGCUUCAUAAGAAUCUGCAGAUACCCUGUCAGCAGUCAGGUGGUCAAAUCAGAUGGCAAUAGCACCAGAGUGAGGAGUAGGCAGGUUAGACUUCUCUGCACCAUCAAACUGAAUCCUCCUGCAACAGGUACCAGAACUUAUGAUUACAGUUGUGUUUGUGAUCACAUGGAAAUUUAGGAAUUUUUUUGUUCUUCAGUAUGCUGAAAUUUGUUUUGUAAUACUUUCACUGUAAAUGACCAUUACUGUGUAAAUCAAGGCAAAGCCAAACUGUCACCUCAAUAAAAUAAGCUUGAAGGAAA